UGCAGUAUGGCGGCCACGCGGCGCAAUUGGUGGAUUGGGCUUUUACAACCGUUCCAGGUGGCAAGGGGGUGCUUUGUGCUGUUUUGGCGUCUAUGGCUAUGUCUCCACCUUCCAGGAAAUGCAGGACUGAAAAUGAAAACAUGGAUCGCCAACUGCGUGACAGCUAGCCGAUGAAAGAAAACGAGAUAUGUCAUCACUUACUUUAAAUGUUGCUAUGGUAUUCUUAACAUUAGCUGGAGCAACAGUGGUUGUAGCAGUGCUCAGCGCUCCCAGAAAUGUUCAGCUCAGCUCCAUGAACAUGAAUUUGGUGCUGAGAUGGGAUUCACCUGAGGGGGAGUCCAGCGACCUAAUCUUCACCACAGAAUGCACGACUUCUGUCCGAACGUGUCCCGUGGGUUGUGUGAACAUCUCAACCCAUGAAUGUGACUUCAGCAGCUUCAACACCUCCCUCAGUGUGUAUGGAAGGUAUAGAGCCAGGGUGCGGGCACAGCGAGGGGCAGAGAGCUCUUCUUGGGUGGAAAGUGAUCCGAUCACCUUGGACAGUGAGACUAUAAUUGGUGCACCCAAUGUGUGGCUCUUUUCUCAUGGAGCUACAAUUGAAAUUGCAAUUAAAGAUCCGGAAUUUGCAAUGUCAGACUUCAGGAGCAUCUAUAGUACUGCCACCUACAACAUCACCUUCUGGAAAGAUGGCCAGAAUAAGAAGACAAAAAGCAUCAGCUGUGACAGAAGAAACAGAGUGUUUCUAAAUGACCUGGAACGCUGGAGCAAUUAUUGUGUCCAGGUACAAAUCACUGCAGAAGGGAACACGAAGCCCAGUAAGCCAAGCAGUACAGUUUGUGAGCGCACCACCAGUGCGGACGCGCCAUGGGUGCCGGCAGUGGUCACGUUUCUCAUCAUGACAGCCGCAGUAACUCUUGUGGUAUUUGCAGUGGCUUAUCGGAGAAGGGCUUCCUAUUUUCUUUGUCCAGAAGAUCAAGUGCCUCAGUACCUGUUGGCAACCCCCUGCUCACCUCUCUACUGGGCCAUGCAUAACUCUGACCAACCUGAGGAGAUCUACAAUUCGGUCAGUGUCAUUGCAGAGGAUAAGUCUGUGGAGUCAAGAUGGGAGGAACCUGGAGGAAUUGCUGACCACCACAUGCUGAAAAUUUUUCCUGAGACAUUAUGCAAAUGCCACCAGGUGUAAAGGUGCAAAAGAUUAGCUGAUGGCGUUACCUCCAAUUGCACCUGCAACAUCUUAAUUUCCCCCACCUGGAAAUGAUGGACUCGGUUUUAUUUUUAAAUUGCUUCAUCAGAUUUAACAGUCAUAGCUAUAAUAUUGGAAAGGCAGUUAUUUUGAAAACGUUUCGACGAGUUGACAAUAAGAAGCAACUGCCAAGGUUUACAGCAGCACGAACUCCAGUGUGUACAGAAAUGUGUGCUCCUUGUUCAAAAACUGAGUUAUUCAUUUUGCGAUUAUUAUGGUUCCUUACCACCUGCUUGAUGAGAGAACAAGGUUAGGAUUAUAUUUUUGGCAUGUCUAUCUUUAUAUCUUUAGAUCAUAUCUUUUGUUGGGUUUUAUGAGAUUUAUAACAUGCUGCUAAACUUUGCAGUUUAGCGAUUCCACUUGAGAGCCACAAUGCUCUUUUGUAAUAGAUAGCAAUAUAGUUUGGAAGGCUCAGCGUAAAUAUAAAUUUAAAGGUAAUUAUAAUAUGCAUAUUUAAUUUCGUUUCGUGAUUAUUAUCAAAGGGAAAACGCAAUGUUAAAAGUAGUCGUAAAUACGCUGAAUAAAUGCACAGUACUAGCAUAAAGUAAAGAAUGAUUUGGCUAAGGGGUAAAAUUCUACGCUUAAUAGUAAUUUACACAAGGUCUCAUGUACUGAAAUGAACUGAAACAUACUGUUAAAAAUUGCUGAUUGUGUUUGUUUAUUCCUGUAGCUCUAAACAUAUCGUUCACAGACAAGGAGAUUAAUAAACAUUGUGAACUAUCAGUUUGAGCGACCGUCUUUUCAACCAGGGAUGGACCACCUCCAGCUCUGCUUCACUUUGUCUCUUCACUGCCACUGCCUCCAAUCCUUACGCCAUGGCUGGCCUCACCACUUUUUUAAACGUUGCCCUUCAUUCUAGCAGAGACGCUUCUGUUACCUGACAUCCUCCACCAGCUGUUCCAACCUGCUUGAACCUGUUUCUUCACUUCCUGACUACACUCAGCAUUGCUCUGGAUUGUUGACCCCAAGUAUCUGAAGUCGUCUACCUUUACUAUCACUUCUCCCUGUAGCCUGACCCUUCCCCCUCCACCCCUCUCAUUCACACACAUACAGUAUAUUCUGUUUUACUUAAGCUAAACUUAAUUACUAUCUUUUCCAGUGCAUGCCUUCACCUUUCUAACUAUUCCUCCACCUGCUUCCUGCUUUCACUGCAGUUUACGCAAUUGCAAACAUCAUGGUCCAAGGGGAUUCCGGUCUAACCUCAUCUGUCACCCUAUCCUUAACCGCUACCAACAGAGGGGGCUCAGAGCUGAUCCCUGAUGCAGUCCCACCUCCACCUUAAAUUCCUCUGUCAGACCUACAGCACACCUCACCACUGUGAGCAGGUGAGGCUGGGGGACACCACCUCAUCCACAUGCACUAUCACCACCGGGGCACCCCAUGGUUGUGUCUUCUCCCCUCUACUCUUCUCUCUCUACACAAAUGACUGCAUCUCGU
Syngnathoides biaculeatus (alligator pipefish) is the source of this 2680-nucleotide messenger RNA. RefSeq names its product interleukin-10 receptor subunit beta-like. Lineage: Eukaryota; Metazoa; Chordata; Actinopteri; Syngnathiformes; Syngnathidae. The coding region runs from base 188 to 1183 and encodes 331 amino acids. Gene Ontology annotation, molecular function: protein binding. The transcript is spliced from 7 exons. The record is from RefSeq and is a predicted model, not a curated record.